UUACCCGACCCACCACGAUGACAUCAGUCUGGCGCCAUUCCACACUGUCAUGUUUGCUAUCGUUGACCUGUCUGCCCUUUGCCUGUCCUCACAAACAUACAUCGCGGCUCCGAAAGUGGGCUUUAAAUUCUGCCCAGCUGCAGUCAGUCUUCGGUCUUGUGAUCGCAAGCCUCGAUCCCGAGCUAUUUAUAAAUGAAACGGGAUUCAAAUUGGGUAUAAAUACUGGCACUGCUAAGCACCCAGGCAGUGCGAUCCUCUCCUGCCCCCAGGCAGCUGUGAGCGGGACGGUCGAGGGCUCACGGGGCAUCCAACGCAGAGGCUCGCUCCGACAGCCCGGCAUGGCCUUCCCGUGCCCUCCGUCGCUGGAUACGUUGCUGUCCCGGCACUGGAAGGACCUGCAGGAUGGCUUUUGCGACCCAGAUGAGCUCAACAAAAUUCUGGAGUUCCAGAGCGAGGAGCUGCAGUGGACAGCAAAGAAGCGUGGCCUGUGGUCCCUGGACUAUAAGCGGGAGCUGACGAGCCCGCUGCGCAUCGCGGCCGCCCAGGGCUACACCGAGUGCCUCCGCUACCUGCUGGAGAAUGGUGCGCAGCCCAACCUGCUGGCGGGCGGCAAGGCCGCACUGCACGAGGCCUGCGAGAACGGCAACACCGACUGCACGGAGCUGCUGCUGGAGCACGGAGCCAGCCCUGGCCUACUGACCGAAGAUGGCCUGUCGCCGCUGCACCUCUGCAGGACCGCCCAAACCCUACGCCAGUGUCUAACUAAGUACCAGCAUUUCUUUCUGCUGGGUUCGUCAAGUUCAGAGAGGGACACAGAAGGAAAGUUCCGGAAACGCUGUGCCAAAGCCCUGGUCCGCUGUGGCGCCAAGGUGGACCAGGCGAGCGAGGAGGACGGGGAGACUCCGCUGCAUGUGGCUGCUCGUCACGGCCUGCUGCACCACGCCCAGCUCUACCUCCGCUACAGUGCCGACGUCAACCAGCCGAGCGGCUCGGGGGAGACGCCACUGGGGACGGCAUGUGGCUCGGCCCGCAGCCCCGAGCUCCCGGAGGGACACCUGCAGCUCUGCCGGCUGCUGCUGACCUACGGCGCUGAAACAAGCAGUGCGGACGAGGAGCGCCGCACGCCGCUGCACAAGGCCGCCCGCAACGUGCAGCUGGACCUGGUGCAGCUACUGCUGGAGCACGGAGCCGACGUCAACGCUAUCGACUACAAUGGCGCCACGCCGCUGUCCUGCGCCCUACAGAGCGCCACCAUAAGGGCUCAGCAGCACCCCCACCGGGUGGUACGCACCCUACUGAACCACGGCUCCAUCAAGGUGUGGCCACUGGCCCUGCUGAAGGUUCUCGCCACCUGUGCUGCAGCUCCAAAGACAGUGGAGGUCCUUUUUAAUUCCUACAGCCAGGUCCCGGUCACAUACAAGUGGAAGCAGAGCAUCCCUGAGGAGAUCUACCAGGUGCACCAGCUGUUCUAUCAGUCCCUCUUUGACCUGGAGUACAGGCCCCGCUGUCUGCAGCACCUGUCUCGUGCCGCCGUCCGGCAGCACUAUGGCAAACACUGCCACCUGCUGGUUCCCCAGCUCCCCAUUCCCAGCCUCCUCCAGCGUUACCUCCUUCUGGAGCCAGAAGGCUUCAUCUAUUAAGCCUCUCUGAAGCAGCAAUACCUACAUGAACACCAUUGGCUCACACUUUUCCGUGGGUAUGAUUUGUAUGUCCAGCACAAUUAUUACUUACUAGUAAUUCCUUACCGUUUAUUUCAACAGUUAAACGUUGUAGAAAAUGCUCCGAUGAAUCUUUCUUCGGUUGCACUUCUUCACCUGCAGGGGUCACUGUGGGUUAAUUUCAUUACAUCAGCUUUGAACUGUGUUGUUACUGUAUUUCAGAUGAUCUUUUGCAUUUAGUUUAAAUACUUACUGUGUUUUGUAAUUUAAUAUUCACUGUAUUUUAUUAAGCAGAAUUUUUAUAUAUAUUUCAUACUGCUUACAUUGAGUUUGUUUGAUAAAUCUAUUUCUUUUUGUGCCUUUAAUUACCAUCCAAAUAAAGUACAUACUGAAGGAA
Paramormyrops kingsleyae is the source of this 2055-nucleotide messenger RNA. RefSeq names its product ankyrin repeat and SOCS box protein 18-like. Lineage: Eukaryota; Metazoa; Chordata; Actinopteri; Osteoglossiformes; Mormyridae. Gene Ontology annotation, biological process: intracellular signal transduction. Gene Ontology annotation, molecular function: protein binding. Gene Ontology annotation, cellular component: cytoplasm. The record is from RefSeq and is a predicted model, not a curated record.